GGAGGCCUUUGAACGACUUCAAAAACUCAUUAAUUAUUCGGGAAGGAUCUCAAUCUAUUUUUGGGUUUAAAAGACAGUUUCUUCAACCUCAUACUCGCAAUAAAGAAAAUUUUAGAUACUAAAAAUGGUUUCAGUUUUCAAACAAAAUGUAUUAUUGCAAUUGUUAAACACAAGCAUUUUUCGCUGAAUGAAUGGUUUCAAUGCAAUAAUUGUUCAAUGUAGGACUUUGCAUGAUUUUCAGUUAACCGUAAAAGUAAAAAGCAUUACAUCAAACAAAGAAGAGCAUAGAACACAAGAGAACAAUAGAUUCACGAAUUAUUCGACACUCAAGGGAAAAUAGAGAAUAUUCACAUAGAAUUGUUUCCUUUGUAUUUACAAUCUAUACUGUUGUGGUUGAUAUAUCAUUGAAAGUACUACUAAAUGCUCGUUUGUCACAAAAAGUCAUGGUCAUUUUCAAUCCCUCGAGAUUAUGUUAGAAAGUCAUUUGAUUUUGAAAUCAUUCAUACUUUUCGAAAUGGAGAGUGAAGACGACUUUCAGCCGGCUAAACGCUUUCGAAAGGCUCGAACUACAGAAGAAGAGAAAGAAAUGCUUGAAAAGGCAAUACCGAAAUCAACGAGGUACAAGAACACCUGGGCCUUCAAGCUUUUUGAGGAUUGGAAAAGCGAAAGGGCGAACAAAACUGCUAUCCUGGAGGCAUCAAGUGUUAACUCAAAAUUAGAAGAAUUGGAGAAUCUUGACCAAGACUUUAUUCUCAUGAAGCCCAAGUCAUUGAAUUUCUGGGUCGGGAAAUUCAUUCAAGAAGUCACGUCUAAAGAUGGGAAAAGAUUUCCGGGUGCUACUUUGUACCAAAUUGUGGCGGGCCUUAAGAGAUUCUUAGAAGAGCACAACAGAAAUGACGUUAACAUGCUUGACAAGCAAAAACCCGAUUACGCUGAUUUGCGGAAGAUUUUGGAUGCUGAGAUGAAAUCCGCUCAAAAAGACGGCAUUGUGAGCAAGAAGGAGNAUUAUAUAAAUAUUUAUUUUGAAAAAAAAGCAGGAAUAUAG
This is a messenger RNA of Exaiptasia diaphana, 1045 nucleotides long. RefSeq lists its product as uncharacterized. The transcript has 2 exons. Lineage: Eukaryota; Metazoa; Cnidaria; Anthozoa; Actiniaria; Aiptasiidae. The record is from RefSeq and is a predicted model, not a curated record. The coding region runs from base 470 to 1045 and encodes 191 amino acids.